AUGUCGUCAACCCAAAAAGAAGAGGUAUAUUUUGUUUUUCUUAUGAUCAAACCUGAUUUUAUAGGAUAAGGGGACUCUGACUAUAUGUACUAAUACCUAUUGUUGAUUGUUCUUUGGCAGCACGGAGUAAAGUCUUCUCCAUGGAGCACCAGUGACCUUGCCAUGGGUGUGCCAAUCAAGAAAAGACGAUUCCUUUUUACUCGGUCACCAUCACCUCCGUCUCAGUCAACAGCUUUCCCUGCAGACGAUGGAAAACGGCAAUCAAGUGAAAUAACAUUCCCAAUACAAGAGUCAUGUUUUUCUCAGGUUUCUGGUCAGCACCACGAUAUGGGUGGAAGUGAUUUAAGGGAUUCAUCUUUGGCUCUUAUGGCCGAACAUUCCACUGAAAGAGAAAAUCUAGCCAAGGAUUGUGGAAGUUCCCACAGUUUUAGUGGUCUGAAGUUCACUUUAGGUACUAACACUAUUAACGAAAUCCUGAAGGGAGAAAAUGUUAUUUCUGAAAAUAUGUCUGCACUGAGACCUAUUCUGGGGCCUAUUUCAGAAAAAAAUGAAGUUGGAUUAAAACUAGGAGGUGGAAGUUCUGGAAGCAAGCUCAGUUCGAAUGAUAAAUCUGCACUUCAGAGUGUCUUAGCAAAUGGCGGCUUUCCUUUCCCAUUGAAUUUGCAGAAUGAGCCUCCUUUGGGGGAGUCAAUCGCAUCGUCAAUUCAACAAGAAUCUGGUCACUGUGAGUUAGAACUUGCACUGCCUGAGAGACAAUUUAACACUCCAAGCGAACAAGGCAGUAAGUUUGGGGCUAGCCUUGUUAGACAGCACUCGAGUAGAUCACACUGGAAUUUGAAUACUACGAUGGACACAUGGGAGGGAUCAACUGUUGAUACAACUUUGAACCGUGGCCCAGUUGCUAAUGAAGAUCCAGACUUGGGAAAUGGAAAUCUCAACGUAUCGGAGAUGGACUCUGUUGAGAAGACUUGUCAAGAAUCUGACAGUGCCCUUGCAAUUUCAUGGAAUUGUGGGGUUUCCGGAGGUGCCUCCAGCUCCAAGCUUUCUAACACAUUAAACCUUCCUGGUGAAACCUGUGCUGUCAAUACCGAUCUAAAUCUGCACCUCAACCCAGCUUCUGGAUCUACCUCAUACUCCAAAGUCGGUGUGAGCUUCUCCCCUGCUAUCCUAGCCGCGCGUAAAGCAGAUGAUUUGAGUUUAUCAACCGAUUUCACGUCAUUAACUCAUGGCUCAAACUUGGCUGCUUGUGGUGCUGGCAGUGCCGGCAAAACUGAGCCAGUUGAUGGGGACGGUGACAAGAACUCCGAGUUUAUGAAAGCAGACAACUUAGAAUCAGCGAGUGUGAGAGAUAUAAAGUUGGAAGUGUCUGAGGCGGUUGAGCAAGAGAGUGCCAAGACAGCCAGUCUAAGUGCCUCGGGAACAGUAUGUGGGGUUGCCAUUAAAUUAGAACAGCUUGAGGUUCCUACCCCUGACGGUUUGAGUUUGCCACAAGGGAGUUCACACAGUCUUGAUAGCCCGAGAACAUUGAAUAAAGAGGUGCUGCCUCCUGUUGCAAACGGUGGUGGUGUUGUAGGUUGUAAGAGUAUGCACCAAAGUCCAUUGCUUCCCAACGUUGAUGCAGCAACAGUGCCUGCUGCAAAAGCCUCAGUUCCUGAUGAUACUGAACUAACGGUGGUGGUUGAGCAAGAGAGUGCCAAGGCAGAAAGUCUAAGCGCCUCGGGGGCAGUAUGUGGGGUUGGCAUUAAAUUAGAACAGCUCGAGGUUCCUACCCCUGACGGUUUGAGUUUGCCACAAGGGAGUUCACACAGUUUGGGUAGCCUGGGAACAUUGAAUAAAGAGGUGAUGCCUCCUGUUGCAAACGAUGGUGGUGUUGUAGGUUGUAAGAGUAUGCACCAAAGUCCAUUGCCUCCCAACGUUGAUGCAGCGACAGUGUCUGCUACAAAAGCCUCAGUUCCUGAUGAUACUGAGCUAAUGGUGGUGGUUGAGCAAGAAAGUGCCAGGGCAGAAAGUCUAAGCGCCUCGGGAGCAGUAUGUGCGGUUGGCAUUAAAUUAGAACAGCUCGAGGUUCCUACCCCUGACGGUUUGAGUUUGCCACAAGGGAGUUUACACAGUUUGGAUAGCCUGGGAACAUUGAAUAAAGAGGUGAUGCCUCCUGUUGCAAACGAUGGUGGUGUUGUAGAUUGUAAGAAUGUGCACGAAAGUCCAGUGCCUCCCAAUUUUGAUGCUUCCCAAGUCAUGAGAGAAACUUUUACCGAUUCAGAAACAGUGUCUGCUGCAAAAGCCUUAGUUCCUGAUGAUACUGAGAUAGAUGCAGGCCAAGAUAUGCCUUUCAACGCUGACCCACCUCAUCAUCCAGGUCCGAGCAUCAGUAGAUCCCCAGACAACACUUCAAGACAUGUUGUUUCUGACGCCAAUGAGUCCCAAAGUAUCGAUUUUCCAUCUAUCCGUGCUUUACAGGAGGAUGUAAAAGGGAAUGCCAAUAAAAUUUCAGAAUUGUCCUCUGAGCCCACCCCCACAGAAGAAAAUGAGAUUGGCCCACUCAAGGGAGCUGAGGUGGUGGACGACUCCAAGGACGAGGAGGAAGAAGUUUCCAAUGCUAUGGCAGAGAUCUGUGAACAGGUGUCACAUUCGGAUGAUUGCACCGGUCCAUCAGGAUGUAUUUCAGUGGAUGUGACUACGUGGGAUAAGUCCACUAAAAAUGGACUAAUAAAUGCGGAGUCAAAGCCAGAGGUGAAGAAAUUUGAAAUGAGUGAGAUUAGAAAUGAGCCAUUAGAUUCUCAUGAUGCAGUUUUGGUCAAGGAGGCAGUGUCCAAGUUGCAUACUGAUAACGACGACUAUGAGGAUGGUGAGUUCAGAGAAUCACUGUUGCGUGGUGCAACCAGGGUUUCAUAUACCAUCAACGAAAAGAGAACCGUCGACUUCAAGCCAUCCAUCUUGGUUGGGAAUGAGAGCACUCCAGAAAAGCCCGAAGAGUUAAAGGAUGUUCAUUGUACCACAGAGUCUGGCCCUCAUCCUUUCCCUGUGAAUAAUGCUACAGAUUCCAACGUGUCGGAGGAUGUGAAAGAAUCAUCAGCGGGCCAUGUGAUGGCGGCAGAGCCCAAGAAAAGGAAAGCAAUGAAGAUUACUCGUAGAAUGCCACAGGGCUUGGGUAAAAAGGACCCUGAAACAAAUCUGGCACUCAAAAAGAUCAACAACAUGAGCUGUAUGAAAGGUCCCGGUGAUAUCAUCGAAGACUUAGGCGCCCAACUGGUUAAAGAAUCUGUGGAUCAGUCAAGUCAACUGAAGGCAGGUGUACCGCAAAAUGACGGCGCAGAUAAGCAUGCGAGCAGUAGAAAUAUUUGGGACCGCAUGGUACGUUUAUGUUCAUCGCCCGCUACAUCAUCUGGGGGGACGCAGGCUCCCUACGGUAGGUCGUCACCAUGGCUCAAAAGGGAGAGGAUCGAGAAUAAACCACUUAGGCGAGAGGAAGUGCACUCGAAGAGUUCUAGGUGAAAUUCUGCUUUCAUUAUCCAUCUUUUAAUAUUCCCGGCUGAUUUAUCUCAUUCGGGAUUUCUCAGGGCUGAUUUACUACUGCUUCUUCUUAUGUGAUUGCUCACGUUCGUUUUUUUUUUUCCGAAUCCAACCUCAGAGACGAGGAGUGCCUCAGUCGAAUGCCCAGAUUCGGAAAGGACAGAGACCUAGAUCAGGCAAUGCAGAAGGCACGAUCAGACGGCCUGCGGAUGCGCGGGAGGAUCAGUCAUCCGUUGGGCUCUCCUCGUGGCGGUUGGGAUACCGACCGGGGCUGCCCCUCGGAACACUUCAGUAUGCCUACCAGUUGCCUAAUCUCCGGCCACAAGCGUGCAGUUGAACCUGGUUUUGCCAUCUCCACAGAUGACAUCUAUGACAGCCCUGGUAGGAUAGGGAGAAGGCAUAUGGAUGAUGAUGAGGAUGAUGAUGAUGACGACGAAUUGAAGAAUCUGUGCCGCCACCUGCCAGGAAGAAGACCCUGCCCUGGCAGGAGAGGCCCCCUGCCGGCUGGCCUCCGUGUGGUUCACAGGACGAUGAGGGACCUCGGCCCCGAUAGGCGCAGUGGAGGAGCAGCAGGAGGAGUAAGUAUUCUUCGAGAAGACAAUUUAUCGAGGUGUUUUGCAGAUGGCAUGGUGGAUUCUUCUUCUCUGAUACGAAGGGAGAGAAGGAGCCUCUCUCCCCAGGUUUCGAGGGGCUUCUCUCACCAUCCAUGGCGUCCUCCUCGAAGAUCUCCAGAGGUGUUUGACACCCGCCCCAGUCUGAUGCACCACAGGUCCCCCGAUGAUAUGCCGAGCAGAAGGCACAUCUCUCCUCACUUUUCCGGGCUUCAUGUGCCGAUGGUGGAUAUGCCGAGGUUUGACUUUGAAUUGGGCAGCAACCGGAGGAUGAACCCAGACUACGCCGGCAAUUUCCACCAGCCACUGGGAGAUGAAUUGUGCCCAGAGGAGAGGAGAAGCUCCGACGAUCAGCCCUUCGGCAGGCGGCAGCAAUUCACUGGGGGGGACGAUGGCGCCGGGCACAGCCGAUCAUUCAUUCCAGGGGCCAUCAGGUUGCACCAUGAAUCAGGUGAAGAAUUCACCAGGAGAGCUGCCCCCAUGAGGGGUGGCGGCGAUCUGAGAAACAGACUAAGGAACGUCCGGAGACUGGCUGGCGUGGAGGAGCAGGAAGGUGAUUAUGACCGUGGCAGUGGCCAAGGGUGGCACAGCGGCAGGCUCGGGGAUGCCCGGCUGAAGAGGCGGAGGUUUUAA
Molecule: messenger RNA, 4754 nt
Organism: Spirodela intermedia
Lineage: Eukaryota; Viridiplantae; Streptophyta; Magnoliopsida; Alismatales; Araceae
Source: the annotation of a GenBank genome assembly